This is a messenger RNA of Musa acuminata AAA Group (dessert banana), 879 nucleotides long. Its product is annotated as photosystem I P700 chlorophyll a apoprotein A1-like. Bases 1 to 879 code for a protein of 292 amino acids. Lineage: Eukaryota; Viridiplantae; Streptophyta; Magnoliopsida; Zingiberales; Musaceae. The transcript has a single exon. The record is from RefSeq and is a predicted model, not a curated record. Gene Ontology annotation, biological process: photosynthesis. Gene Ontology annotation, cellular component: membrane; thylakoid.
AUGAGCGCUUUAGGGCGUCCACAAGAUAUGUUUUCAGAUACCGCUAUACAAUUACAACCCAUCUUUGCUCAAUGGGUACAAAACACCCAUGCUUUAGCACCCGGCAUAACAGCUCCUGGUGCAACAGCAAGUACCAGCUUAACUUGGGGAGGUGGUGAGUUGGUAGCAGUAGGCGGCAAAGUAGCUUUGUUACCUAUUCCAUUAGGAACCGCAGACUUCUUAGUCCAUCAUAUUCAUGCAUUUACGAUCCACGUGACUGUAUUGAUACUACUGAAAGGUGUUCUAUUUGCUCGCAGUUCCCGUUUGAUACCUGAUAAAGCAAAUCUUGGUUUUCGUUUUCCUUGUGAUGGACCUGGAAGAGGGGGGACAUGUCAAGUAUCUGCCUGGGAUCAUGUCUUCUUAGGUCUAUUCUGGAUGUACAAUGCGAUUUCCGUAGUUAUUUUCCAUUUCAGUUGGAAAAUGCAGUCGGAUGUUUGGGGUACUAUAAGUGAUCAAGGGGUAGUAACUCAUAUUACAGGAGGAAACUUUGCGCAGAGUUCCAUUACUAUUAAUGGGUGGCUUCGAGAUUUCUUAUGGGCACAGGCAUCUCAGGUAAUUCAGUCUUAUGGUUCUUCAUUAUCUGCAUAUGGUCUCUUUUUCUUAGGUGCUCAUUUUGUCUGGGCUUUCAGUUUAAUGUUUCUAUUCAGUGGCCGUGGUUAUUGGCAAGAACUCAUUGAAUCCAUCGUUUGGGCUCAUAACAAAUUAAAAGUUGCUCCUGCUACUCAGCCUAGAGCCUUGAGCAUUGUACAAGGACGUGCUGUAGGAGUAACCCAUUACCUUCUGGGUGGAAUUGCCACAACAUGGGCAUUCUUCUUAGCAAGAAUUAUUGCAGUAGGAUAA